GAAUUGACCCACUGCGCACCAUUAAACAGUUAAAUUUCGUUACGAAUAUGAAACAUUCUUCGACUUUAAUGUUCGUCAUCUUGCAAGUUGAGGGACCUAUGCACAGUUGGCGAGAGUUGAUUGUCUGACGGUUACAAUAUGUAGUUUGGUAGUUAUGUCAGACUCUGGUUAUGUAGGCGGCUAUUUUCUGGGUCGUAUUCAUUAGUGCAACGGAAACAUUUUGCAACGUCAUCGAGUUUCUUAUUGGACAAGUUCAGGUAGUCGCGCCCCGUUUCGGUCGGUUUGCUGUCAACUGAAUACUACCCUGUGUAGUUUUGUAACACAGCAAUAAUGAACUUACGCAAGUUCUAUAUCGAAAUGAUUAUGAGUAUUCUGGUGUUCAUACAAGUUGCAGGAACUACACCUUCAAGAUAGUGAGGAUCAUUCUACAAUUUGACAUUUAUACGUAACACCACCAGUCCAGCAGAGAUGACCCAGGUGCGAAGGUCGGUGGGAGAGGCGCUGUGGGGAAUGUGUGCGGCCGACGCCAUGUCCAUGCCCGUGCACUGGUACUACAACAUCGAUGACAUCAAGAGAGAUUUUGGAGGAUGGAUCACCGGCUUCAACGCACCCAAGAACAAACACCCGUCCAGCAUCCUCACCCUCUCCAACUCAGCAGGGAGUGGUCGCACUGCAUGGUCCUCUGGCGAUAACAGACCCCAUGUUGUGGGGAACGUAAUCCUCCAUAACAAGCUCAAGUUCUGGAAGGCAUCAGGCGGUUCGGUCCACUAUCACCAAGGUCUGCAGGCAGGUGAGAGCACCCUGAAUGCCAUCUGCUCCCUGAGGGUGGCACAGGCCCUGACAGGGGGGAUGUUUGCCAGCGUGACAGAGUCAGCGGCGAGGGGGGCGGUGCUAGCUGAUUACAUACACUUCAUGACCACGCCAGGAACACAUGGAGACACCUACGCAGAGUCCUUCCACAGAGCAUUCUUCUCCGACUGGCAGGACCCCAGACCCACUUCUUCCAGCAAGGUGUUGGAGUUUGCAGAGCAGCGCUACCAGCAGAAGAUGAACGUGUCAGUCCCCGACAGCCAGCUAGACGCUAUUGGCUGCAUCCCCAUGGCUAUCCCCUUUGUCCUUCUUUCAGCCACAGCCAAUGAAGACCAAGCUGUGUCUGCAGCGGUAGAGUUUGUCCGGCUCACCCACCCCCACCCCAAGGUGGAGAAGUAUGUGACGCUGUACGCCCGAGCCCUCCAUGCCACUCUGAACGGGGCGUGUCUGAAGCAGCAAGCUAAGGCCGCCCUCAAGUCACCUGAGCUGGACGCAUGGGACACCUGCAAGCCCUACAUACAGAAAGCAGCCAGGUUUCCAGCCUCUUCUGCGGAGAGGCUCAAGGUUCACCAGAAUGCUGUGGAAAUGCUUGGCAUGGCCUGCUACACCCGAGGUGCCCUCAGUAGUAUGUUCUACCUAGCACACGAGUUUCACAGCGACCCUCAUGGAGGGAUCCUGGCAAACACCAACUGUGGCGGAGAGAACUGCAACAGGGGUUCUGCGUUGGGGGCUCUGCUGGGGGCGAGGGCAGGGUACACGGGUGGAUCUGUACCCCAGGAGUGGAAGGAUGGACUGAGGAACGCACAGGAACCGAUCCAGGAAAUCCUAGAGAAGAUGCUCUGAGACUGCCCCCUAAUAGGACUGGAAUCGCGCAUCAGAGCACUGACACACACCUUACCUCCAUUUGGUUGUUGUAACCCAUAACAUCUGUUUACAUAUCUGUUUGUUGAUUUUCAGCCUUAUAUUGGCCGUGGUAUUCACAUGCUGGUCGUUGAACGUACAAAAAGGUACCUUACAAUGAAAAAGAUUACUAUGCUAAAAUAAUUAUAUUGUGUAAAAGUGCUUAUUUUCCCAGUUUUGCUCUUAAGGCCUUCCAGGUUUGCCUUGGUUUACUCCCCAGCUGAAAGCUCAGCUAUCUCUCUUGACCUUAUGUCAGGUAACUGUUCUUAGCUGUGUCUCCAUGCAAGAAAUUUCAGAGAUCAGUUGGAGUUUACACACGAAAGGCGUCCGUAUACAUAGGUUCGGUUUGCUCCUAUCAGAACUCGGCUAGGUGAAGUGAACGCCUGUGUUCGCAUACUCCCUUAAAAUACCUUCGCUUGAAAAGAGUGGCAAUAUUACAGUUGGUACCUCUUGAGACGCCAUACCCAGUACACUUCCUCAAAUUAGUCCAAAUUAAUCUAAGAGAAAUCUGUAAUUAAUUGCGUUUUUGCUUAGUCGCGCAAUUUUACAUUAAGGUUUUUGGUGCAGUAUUUCUCAAGU
Messenger RNA from Coregonus clupeaformis (lake whitefish), 2289 nucleotides. RefSeq lists its product as uncharacterized. The record is from RefSeq and is a predicted model, not a curated record. The transcript is spliced from 8 exons. NCBI's taxonomy places the organism in Eukaryota, Metazoa, Chordata, Actinopteri, Salmoniformes, Salmonidae. The coding region runs from base 469 to 1653 and encodes 394 amino acids.